This is a messenger RNA of Cucumis sativus (cucumber), 1785 nucleotides long. RefSeq names its product plasmodesmata-located protein 2. Gene Ontology annotation, biological process: plasmodesmata-mediated intercellular transport; transport of virus in multicellular host. The transcript is spliced from 3 exons. Lineage: Eukaryota; Viridiplantae; Streptophyta; Magnoliopsida; Cucurbitales; Cucurbitaceae. The record is from RefSeq and is a predicted model, not a curated record. Gene Ontology annotation, cellular component: plasmodesma. Bases 448 to 1359 code for a protein of 303 amino acids.
AUCAGAUUCCCUUUGCCAUUUAUUACCCUCCAAAAACCACAGCUCUCUCUUAAUCUCAAACACCCAAAAUUCUGUAUUUUUAAUUCCACAUUUUGUUCUCAUUCUCCAUGGACUCCUUCAAAACUUCAUUACUUUAAUCCUCUUUGGUUUCACUGUUUCACCAUCUCAAUAAAAAUGGCAUUUCCCCCCACUUUUUCCCUUCUCCCCAAGUUUCAGUUUCUCACUGCUCUCUCUCUCUCUCUCUCUCUCUCCCUCCCUUAAGUGGGGACUGAACAGCAAAAGAAAGAUUCCCCCCUCUCUCCAUCUCCACAUUAAGCUUUGGAAUGAAAAAUGAACUAAAACCUCCAUUUUAAACUACCCCAUUUCCAGUUUUCUUCAGAUUAAACCAAAACCCAUUUUUCGAGUCCAACCCAAUCGUCCAAUGAUGCAUUAAAGACGAGACCCCAGAUGGGUUUUUACUCCAAACCCUUCUUCUUCUUCUUCUUCUUCUUCUUCUUCUCUUUCUUCCUCUUUGUCGCUUGUUUGGUUGAAUCUGGUUCUGAUUACACUACAUUGGUCUACAAGGGCUGUGCUAAACAAGGAUUCUCAGAUCCAAAUGGCGUUUACUCACAAGCUUUGGCUGCUCUGUUUGGUUCUUUAGUUUCACAAUCUGCCAAAGGCUCAAAGUUCUUCAAAACCACCUCCGGCACCACCCAGACCGCCAUCACCGGUCUCUUCCAAUGCCGAGGGGAUCUCAGCAACUCCGAUUGCUAUAACUGUGUAAGUAAGCUUCCUCAAUUGGCUGAUAGUCUUUGUGGCAGAACUAUUGCCGCUAGAGUUAAGCUCUCAGGGUGUUAUUUGCUGUACGAGUUUCCUGGGUUUGUUCAGAUUUCAGGGUUUGAGAUGUUGUAUAAAACUUGUGGUGCUACGAACAUUGCUGGAAGUGGGUUUGAGGAGAGGAGGGAUACGGGUUUGUCUGUGUUGGAGAAUGGAGUAGUGAGUGGCCAUGGAUUCUACACUACUAACUAUCAAUCUCUAUAUGUAUUGGCACAAUGUGAAGGAGAUUUAGGGGAUUCAGAUUGUGGUGAGUGUGUGAAACAUGCUGUGCAGAAAGCUCAGGUUGAAUGCGGAAGCUCAAUUUCAGGGCAAGUUUAUUUGCAUAAAUGCUUCAUCAGUUAUAGUUAUUACCCAAAUGGGGUUCCAAAGAGAUCUUCCUCUCCUUCUACUUCUUCUUCAUCAUACUCUUCAUCACCAUCAGGGAUGGGGCAAAACACAGGAAAGACAGUGGCUGUGAUAUUAGGAGGGGCAGCAGGAGUGGGAUUUCUUGUCAUUUGCUUGCUUUUCAUUAGAAAUUUGAAGAAGAAACAUGAUGAUUAUUGAUACAGGGGAAGACUGAAUGUUCUUCUGUUGAGGUAAAAAACAAAAUAGUCUCCUUUUACUUUGUUUUAUAAAAAGGAUGGGUUCAUGUGGGGUGUGGGAUUUUUUUGGGUUGACAAAGACUGUUCUUAGCAAUGGGGUCAGACAUUUUUUAUGAGAAGAAGAGAAGGGAUGAGUGCAUGGAAGGAAGGGGAAGGUAUUUUUCUUCACAAAAGUGAAAGAUACAAAAUAGAAAAAGGAAAAAAGAAAAAUCAAAACUGAAGGAGAAGAGAAGAAUGUGGGGAUGAUUGGUUUUUCUUUUUUCUUUUUUGUCUUGGCGUAAAAUGAAGCAAAUGAUCCUUUGAUUUUGUUAUCUUAUUAUUAUUUUUUUAAAACUAUAAAAAAAGAUAUAUUAUUAUUUAUGGCUUUCUCUUAAGCCAUGUGGGUGUU